AUGUUCCUAUCAAAGGUUAAUUUUCAUGACUCGCAGUUGCAUUUUACAUGUGUGAUAAUCAUCCUCUGCCCAUUGAUAUGGAAUAUUCUCGCGCGAUUGUGUCAUAAAUUGCUACCAAAGUACACACCGAAGUCUGUUCGAUAUCUCACAUGUUACUUGUUGACAAUAUGGAUAUUUUCGUUCUCAUCAUAUCGAGAUUAUUUAAUUCGAAAAACAAUUCAACACCAACCGAAAAUCAACGUGCCCAAUGAAUAUUCAGCACUAGUAGAAAUCUUCGCGAUUGGAAUAUUUCUUCUCGGGCAAUUAUUUGUUCUGUCAUCGUUCUACAAACUGGGUAUAACAGGAACAUUUCUCGGCGAUUACUGUGGAAUUCUUAUGGAUGCGCCAGUUACCAGUUUUCCAUUCAAUGUUUUGAACAAUCCAAUGUACAUCGGCUCGACAUUAUCGUUUCUCGCCAUGGCUUUGUACUACUCAUCACCAGUGGGUAUUCUGUUGACGAUUGAAGUCUAUAUUGUCUACCAAAUUGCAUUACAAUUCGAAGAACCGUAUACAAAAUGGAUCUAUUCACAAAAGAAGAAGACAAAAUAG
Molecule: messenger RNA, 588 nt
Organism: Adineta ricciae
Lineage: Eukaryota; Metazoa; Rotifera; Eurotatoria; Adinetida; Adinetidae
Source: the annotation of a GenBank genome assembly